AGCAAAUUGAGUAAUUGAGCCUCAAAUUGAAAUUGGACACUAGUUCACUUUCCCUCGCUUACCUGGUCUCAGAAGUUAGUCUUUUUCACAGGUCGAGCAAUUGCGCGAUUUACUCCGUCAUCUUGCGACGGAUAACAAAAAGCUGCGCGAGGAAUGCGCAAGAUUGCUCAAGGAACAGUGCAAUAUAAGCUCGGACUCUACCGAUCGUUCUGCUGGAAAUGAAUCUGGGGUGAAAAAUGCUCUCGCUCAAGUCUGCGGAGCUGAGGGAGACUAUGAGGAGAAGAGGCAGCUACUGCGCGAUCUGCAAUCGUUCGCCGCAAUGAAGAAUGGAAAUGCGAGCUUGCUGAAUAUGUUAGAAGAUGCGUGUCGAGAGGGGGAAAUUCACAUUACCGAUGCUGACUUCGGCUCAUCUACGACGGACAGUCCAUCUCAGCUCCAAGCUCCCCAAGGCGACUCUGCUGCUAUGGACAAUUUACCGCUGUUGAAUGCCUCCAUCAACGAAUUGAUGAAUUUGUCGCUCAACACAUCGAAGGAUAUUGCUAACUUCAAAGAGCGUCUUAGCUUGUUCCGCGGUGUGAUGGAAAGAAUUUUUGAAACGCUAAGAACUUCUGGUGUGCUUCUGGAAGAAGUGUUGGAAAAGUUUGGCUCCGAAUCAGACGAACAUAGAGCACUCGCCGAAAAGAUUCGAGAAAUGAAGUUCGUGUGGAAUACCUAUCUGAAUGAGACAAAUGAGAUUAUGGAAGCAAUCAAUGGUAUGCAGUAA
Messenger RNA from Cylicostephanus goldi, 763 nucleotides. NCBI's taxonomy places the organism in Eukaryota, Metazoa, Nematoda, Chromadorea, Rhabditida, Strongylidae. The record is from the annotation of a GenBank genome assembly.